This is a messenger RNA of Bufo bufo (common toad), 1730 nucleotides long. It is a transcript of the gene TRIM63, whose product is annotated as tripartite motif containing 63. NCBI's taxonomy places the organism in Eukaryota, Metazoa, Chordata, Amphibia, Anura, Bufonidae. Gene Ontology annotation, molecular function: zinc ion binding. The transcript is spliced from 9 exons. The record is from RefSeq and is a predicted model, not a curated record. The coding region runs from base 202 to 1254 and encodes 350 amino acids.
GCACACAAGUUAUAUAUAGGAUGGUCACAGUGGGGAACAGAGAAAACACAAGCUAACCCUGGAGUAAGAGACAUUCAUAGGAAGGACUUCUGCGACAAAAGUCCCAUACGGAGAAGAAACAUCUUCACAGGUGUGGAGAAACAGAAAUCAGAGUAAGAAAUAAGUUUCAAGUCUAUAGACUUUGUAGGAUUAUAAAGGACUAUGGAUUACAAUGCAGACAUUAUCCGGGACAAUAAUCCUAUGGACAGUUUGGAGAAACAGCUAAUUUGCCCUAUAUGCCUUGAAAUGUUCAACAAACCUGUGGUGAUCUUGCCAUGCCAACACAACCUGUGUCGGAAAUGUGCCAAUGAUGUAUUUCAGGCUGGAAACCCAUACUGGCCUACACGAUCUUCUGUGUCUGGUGGAAAAUUUCGCUGCCCUACGUGUCGCCAUGAGGUCAUUUUAGACCGUCAUGGAGUUUAUGGGCUUCAGAGAAACCUACUUGUAGAGAACAUAAUAGAUAUCUACAAACAAGACUGCAAUAGUCGACCUGAGAAAAAAAAGGAAAAUCAUCCGAUGUGCGAAAAGCAUGAAGAUGAGAGGAUAAAUAUUUACUGCAUAACCUGCGAAGUAGCAACCUGCUCCAUGUGUAAAGUAUUUGGGGCUCAUAAAGACUGCGAAGUUUCUCCUCUCCAGAACAUAUAUCAGACUCAGAAGACAGAACUUAAUGGCUGUAUAUCAAUGCUGGUUGCUGGAAACGACAGAAUUCAGACUAUAACAAGCCAACUGGAGGACUCCUGUAAAACAAUAAAGGACAGCAGUCAAAAGAAGAGGGAAUCUGUCAAUGAAUUAUUUGUGGAACUGAACAAAGUGAUGGAGGAGAAAAGGGCAGAUCUUAUACAGCGGAUAUCUGAAGCUGAGGAAGAAAAGCUGAGUUUUGCAAGUUCCCUCGUUGUUAAAUACCAGGAGCAACUUCAAUCCUCAUCUAACCUAUUGCAAAGUGCACUUGAAAUGGUAGAACAGACUGGUCAUGCUACUUUCCUUCUGACGUCCAAGCAGCUAAUGAAAAGAAUCUUGGAAGCCUCUAAAGGUUCCCAGCUUGAGAAGACAGAACCAGGUUUUGAAAAUAUGGACCAAUUUACUUUGGACAUUGAGUAUGUCAUUGAAUGCUUGAAAAGGCUUGAUUUUAGUACAUGCUGUGAAUAUGAGGAGGAAGAGGAGGAUAUAGAGGAAUAUGAGGAGCCAGAAGAGGAGAGACCUGAAGGGCAGCAAUAAUUUCAAAGCAUGCAAAAAAGAAUAAUCAGAAGGAGAAAGUAAAGAGCAUGGCCCAAUCUUCAGGAUGGAAACAGGGCAUGACAUGAGUCAGGAGGAUGAAGAUCCUGCAGGCGAUAGAACUCAGGACUGCUGCCAGUCACAGAGGACCUUUCUUGUGGGUCAGCUGACCAGGGUGUAUAUAAUUGUUCAACUGGAAUUUUUAAGUAUGUUUAAGUAUGUUCGGUGUGAUGACUCUGCAUGUGGGUUGAUCUGCACACGGUCAAGAGUCCUGUGAUGGGAUUUCACAAUUCUUACAAGUGUGUUUUAGAUGUAAUGACUUGAAUAAAAUGUUUAUUUUGUUGUGAUACAUUCCCGAGAUGUAAAGUGUGAUGCCACGCUACAUGACUGUCAGCCUUUAUAGUAACACAAAUCCACUGUUUUUACAAUGACUUAUUCUCUAAAAGAACAGUAAAGCUUGUACAAACAAGUAAAGCUGG